This is a messenger RNA of Microbotryum saponariae, 1446 nucleotides long. Lineage: Eukaryota; Fungi; Basidiomycota; Microbotryomycetes; Microbotryales; Microbotryaceae. The record is from the annotation of a GenBank genome assembly.
AUGAGCUCUUACAAAGAAGAAUCUUAUGACACCUACGACGACUUUCUCAGACCCACUCCGGCGACAUUGCAAUCGUGAGUUCUCUGUCUUUCGAAACCUGAUCCGAACGCGAACGCUUUGAAACACCCCCACUUGCUGCGAUCGAGGGUUGACCGUAGCAGACACCGCCUUCCGCUCCACCAGUGCAUAGGCCACGCCUGACGCCGGGAACUACUGAAGCAGUACAUGCACAAGCUAAUCUUCACCUCCCCAACCCCCAGGUCAAACCACCUCCAAACGGUCUCCCUCAUUCACAACGAACAACUCCUCGAACAACAUCACAUCCAACGCAAGCUCGAGCACGAACGCGACCAACUUCGUGAGCAGCAACGCCAGCAGCAACGCCGCGCCGCCGAGGAGAAAAGAGACAAGUGGAGGUCCUAUUUCGGCGAUCGGAAACAACGUUGGGUUUUUGGGAUAUUUGCGGUACUGGUUUGGUGAGUUGUACAGGGCGAUGGAUCAGAAGCCGAAAGGAGGGACAUAUGAGCAAUUCUCGAUCCGGACUCCGAGAUCCGAAGCUCUUGCGCAAGAGCGAGUCGUACGGACUGCGCAUGGCAGAGCUGCGUGCUAGCCCGGCGACACGAAGCAAGAGACGAUCGCUGAAGUUUGGUAUUUAUUCUUGUCAAAAUCACCAUACGUCCUACAGCCUAGGCCUUCUGUUAUUCUUCUUUAUCCCUCGCGUCCCAGGCGUUAACUGGGCCAAUGAAAAGUGAGAAUAUUCGUCUUUCGGACUUACCGAAGCGACUCGAAUGAAGUCAAAGCGAAGGCAAGCCUUUCAGUACUUAUGCGUUUGUUUUGUUCUCCCAGUGAUCUGGAGUCUUUUACCGCCAACGCGGGCUUCCAGGCCGACUAUUCGACCUCGCCUGCCUCAUUCGCGUUUUCAGCCAACAUCUCAAUCCAAGGUGACCAAUCAUGCUUAACCUCCUAAUCAACACGGUUACUCGCUGACAUUCCUCCUUAUCUUGGCAGUCGACUCAUCAUCCUCCUGGAUCCCCUACAAGAUGACCUCCUUACAAGCGACCGUCUUGGAUCUGUCCUCGAGCGAAAUAAUCGGAACCGGAGGGUACCCCUACAAUGCAAUCUCCCUUCCCGCACGAGGGAAAAGGAAUGGUCAGUCUCCCCAACCCUAAAGACCCACCUAUUAGCCAAACCAACUCCUCCCAUUCACUCCCACUCCCCUUGCGUACCCCAGUCAUGAUCCCCAUCUCCUUCCUCGGGACCUACACCUCGACAAAUUCCACCACCUACGGCGACGUCAUCCGGGCUUGUACCGCCAAUACAACUUCAACCCUCCUCCCUAUUGGCAUUAGUUUAACGUUCAAGAUCCAAGGUGUGAUUGGGACCAAGAUCGCGAAAUUGCAGUCGACGAGGACGACGUGCCCGGUCGAGCUGGAGUUGAAGACUUGA